Pogonomyrmex barbatus (red harvester ant) is the source of this 639-nucleotide messenger RNA. RefSeq lists its product as uncharacterized. The record is from RefSeq and is a predicted model, not a curated record. NCBI's taxonomy places the organism in Eukaryota, Metazoa, Arthropoda, Insecta, Hymenoptera, Formicidae.
AUGAGAGCAGUAAUUGGACUCGAGCUGUCGACGGUGCUACUGGGAGUUCGGACGGCUUGGCGAGAAGAAAAAGUUGCCCCUUUGCGGGCAACAGCGGCCGAAUUCGUACACGGAGAAACACUUCGAUUACCGGGGCAGUUUCUACAGCGGCAAAUAACAGAUGACUCGGGGAAUAUAACUGACUACGUCAAGGAGCUGCGUCGUCGUUUCGAUGAUUUGCGCCCGAUCGCGGGCACUCGCCACGGAGGACAGCAUCCAUUUGUUUUCAGAGAUUUGGCGACCACGGACUAUGUAUUCAUCCGUCACGAUGGACCGAAAGAGAUGCUGCGGCCACUUUACGAUGACUCUUUCGCAGUAACAAGCCGCGGCGACAAAAAUUUUACCAUGCGCGUGCAAAAAUAUUAUGGUAUCAAUAGACCGAUUAAACCAGCGUAUGUGAUUUCAGAUCUUAUCACAGAUGAUAGAUCACAGCUACCAGGGUCAAUGGAACAUGGCAAAUCCGAUGUAAAUGCGGGCUUGAGACAGUCGGAAAACACAAGCCGUACCAGGACGACCGGAUAUCGUGACGAAGUCAGGAAGGAGAAUGUGAUUCCCAGACUAUUUCCAGGCUGGAUCGACAUAAAUCUAAAUUUUAAAUAA